Messenger RNA from Kluyveromyces lactis, 3285 nucleotides. It is a transcript of the gene JSN1, whose product is annotated as Jsn1p. NCBI's taxonomy places the organism in Eukaryota, Fungi, Ascomycota, Saccharomycetes, Saccharomycetales, Saccharomycetaceae. The record is from RefSeq and is a predicted model, not a curated record. Gene Ontology annotation, molecular function: RNA binding. The transcript has a single exon. The coding region runs from base 1 to 3285 and encodes 1094 amino acids.
AUGGAGAAGAGGAAAGCUUCCGGCGAUUCUAUGUCAGGAUUGUCCAACAUUCCGGAAGUUAUCGAUCCAGGAGUGACAAUUCCCAUAUACGAAGAUGAUUUCACCUUAAGUGGUGGCAAUAAUAUAGACCAGCUACCAAUCCAGCCACAGAAGCUAGGUUCUUAUAGAUCCAAGGCAGGGAAAUUCUCCAACACGCUAUCGAAUCUUUUACCUAGUAUCAGUGCGAAAUUGCAUCAUAAUAAGAAGGGUUCAAAGGGUAGUAGUGCCGUGGGAGAAGGUAACCAUUCUGGUGAGUUAAGCUCGGAUGAUGCGACUGCAAAUACCAGUGAACAGACUUCGAAGUCGGGUUCUAUAGCUCAGAUUAAUUUGUCAGUGCCUGGACAUAUCACCCCGCCACUUGACGUAGAUUACAAUCAAGCUAUUCAUCUUCCGGAUAGUUCAAGUCUUUUGGUCCCAUCACAACCAAGGCUUUCCGGUGAUUCGUUCACUUUUGCCACAAACAGCGUCCCGCUUCAACCAACUGCAUCAAAUACCAUUUCCAGAACUAGGAACAAUACCGUUUCAUCUCAAAUUACUGGCCCUUCUAACGUCAACGGGUUGGUCCCAAAUGUCGGCAAUGUUUGGUUCCCUAACGAUAUGAGUGUGAAUCCAAUGUCUCCUCCUGGCAUUCAAACAACUACUAAUCCAACUAAUGUCAAUAAUAAUAAUAAUAAUAACAACAGCCAUUUAGCACCAGGUACGUAUAGUCCUUAUGAGGCAACUGGUAACUAUUUCGAUCUGAACACAAGUUCUAAUAACAUUAAUAACUUGGGUGUACCUGGAGCAACAACAGCUGGUGCCCAUCAGUUCCAAUCUCAACAAAUUGGAGGGGUUUGGAAUUCGAGACCUAGGUCUCAAUCAAAUGCGUCCAGUAUCUAUACCGACGCUCCAACCUACGACCAGAUGGAUACUAGAUCUAGGGCUUCUACUUUCAUUAUACCACCUUCUAUGGAUCCACAACUAAAAGCCACUGCUGCUUCUACCAACCCAAUUGUUCAAGAUGACAUGGAUUCCAGAUCGAUCAAUUGGGUGACAACUGAUCCAUCAGUACCAUCGAUCAACCACAUUUCAAACUUAUUACCAACUAAUACCAUAUCCAUCUCUAAUGUCUUUUCAUUGCAACAGCAGCAGCCUCAUUUGUCCAAUACUGUCAAUUUGACGAGUACAAGUUUGGCAACGUUGUGCUUGAAAUUUGGAACUGUCAUUUCAGCACGGACCUUGAGGGGCGUUAAUAUGGCAAUUGUUGAAUUUGCCUCUGUGGAAGCUGCCAUCAAGGCAAAAGAGGCUUUGAAUGGUAAAGAAGUAUCUCUAGUCGGUGCUCCAAGUACUGUUUCCUUUGCAAAAGUCUUACCUAUGCAUCAACAACUACCUCAGACUCAGCAAACUCAACAGCAAAAUAACCAUCAAUCUACUGCCAUCAACCCUCAGUCCCUGCUACAAGAACAGUUAUUCUCAGGCGCAGUCCAAUUCCAACAGCAAGGUAACGUAUCCGUUCCUUCUUUUACUGGCAAUACGCACGCACAAUCGAGCUCUCAAGCAUUUGUGUCACCUACCAAUCCAUCCUCAAGUAAUUCUGAGAAGGAACAAUGUCCAUUCCCACUACCACCACCAUCUUUCAAGGAGAAUAUCACUUUGUUGAACGAUACUAUUAAUAAGUUUGGUAUCAAUUAUGAUACAUCUCAGUACCAGCAUAUCAUUGCAAACGCAAUUGAAUACAAUGGAACAAGUGAUACUACUGAUUUCGGUCCAUUACCUGAGCCCUUAUCUACAAGGGAGUUCGAUGCCCCAAGGCUUCGUGAAUUACGAAAAAGUAUUGAUUCUGGACAAAUGUCAGAUUUGGAAAUUGAACAGCUAGUUCUAGCUAUGUUGGAUGAAAUACCAGAACUGAGUUCGGACUAUUUAGGUAAUACUAUAGUACAGAAACUAUUUGAACAUGCCUCUUCCGUCAUUAAAGAUAUUAUGUUAAGAAAGACAAGCGUAUAUUUGACAUCGAUGGGUGUACACAAGAAUGGUACUUGGGCAUGUCAAAAGAUGAUUACAAACGCAGAUACCCCAAGACAAAAAAUGUAUGUGGCAAACGGAGUCUAUAAGUAUUGUACCCCAUUGUUCAACGAUCAAUUUGGUAACUACGUUAUUCAAUGUGUGUUGAAGUUUGGUUUCCCUUGGAACAACUUUAUCUUCGAGAAUAUUGUUUCCAACUUCUGGAAUAUCGUGCAAAAUAGAUAUGGAGCUCGUGCAGUCAGAGCUUGUUUGGAAGCCCAUGACAUAAUUACUCAAGAACAACUCUUAUUACUUAGUGCUAUGAUUGUGUUUUUUGUGAAAUAUUUAGCCACCAAUAGCAAUGGGGCCCUUUUGGUUACGUGGUUCUUAGACACUUGUACUUUGCCAAAAAGACACUCAAUACUUGCUGAGGCAUUAUUACCAAAUAUUUUCGAAUUAGGGUGUCAUAAGCUUGCCUCAUUAACAAUUUUGAAAAUCUUGAACUAUCGUGGUGAUGAAGUUGCCAAAAGGGCUAUAUUAGAUACUAUCUUCGGCCCUAUGGAUAACGAAAUAUCUUCUAAACCACCUCAGCUCUUAUAUCAGUUGUUGAGUGACACGAAUUAUGGACCAUCUUUUGUUUAUAAAGUUUUGUCUAUUCCUAUGUUGGAAGGAGACGUUAGACACCAUGUUAUCGAACAAGUUCGCUACAUUUUGACCACAGAAUCUAAUAUCACACAGCAUCGCAGACUCUUGGAAGAAGUGGGCUUGAAUGCAAUAAACAAUCAACCAUCUACCGCUCAAACCAAGCCAAGAAUGAGUAUUUCCCAUGUUUUUGGUAAUGACCAUCCUCAACAUAUGAGGACUGUUUCCGUCAACAGUGUCAGGUCGGCAUCUUCUAGACCAAGAGCCUCCUCGAACGCACAAUCUCAACAGCAACCCAUCCAAUCUUCUCAGGUCCAAGCUCAGUUACCUCAACAAUCCCAAUCUCAACCUCAGCAUCAACCUCAGCAAGCGUCCAUUUCUGGCAUCUCUGGGCAAGCAAGCUACUACACCUACCCUGGCAUGUUUCCCGCUUCACAACCGUAUCAGUAUUCCACGUCAACCAGUGGUCUGAAUGAUGAUUUAGUGUCAAAUUUUGAUAUGCUGACAUUCAAUAAUGGCACGCAAAUAUCCUUGCCGCAACUAACAAUGAAUGGUCAACCACUCCCCCAUUCUCAGAAUAGACAUCAUAAUGGACAGUUUGGUGAUGGAAUGUUCAACCACUGA